Molecule: messenger RNA, 666 nt
Organism: Orycteropus afer afer
Lineage: Eukaryota; Metazoa; Chordata; Mammalia; Tubulidentata; Orycteropodidae
Gene: DKK4
Product: dickkopf WNT signaling pathway inhibitor 4
Exons: 4
Coding region: 1-666 (221 amino acids)
Biological process (GO): multicellular organism development; negative regulation of canonical Wnt signaling pathway
Cellular component (GO): extracellular region
Molecular function (GO): receptor antagonist activity; co-receptor binding
Source: RefSeq, a predicted model, not a curated record
AUGUUGGUAGUGAUCCUGCUGGGGCUUGGCUGGUUCUGCUCUCCCCUAGGAGCGCUCGUCUUGGACUUCAACAACAUCAAGAGCUCUGCUGACGGGCAAGGGGCUCGGAAGGGCUCACAGUGCUUGUCUGACAAGGACUGCUAUACCAGGAAAUUCUGCCUCAAGCCCCACGAUGAGAAACCCUUCUGUACUACCUGUCGAGGAUUACGGAGGAGAUGUCAACGUAAUGCCAUGUGCUGCCCAGGAAUGCUCUGCAUAAAUGAUGUCUGUACUACAAUGGAAGAUGUAACCCCAACAUUAGAAAAACAUAUUGAUGACCAAGAUGACACAGACACAAGAGGAACAACUGAGCAUCCAAUUCAAGAAAACAAACAUAAGAGGAAGCCAAAUACUAAGAGAUCACAAGGCAGUAAGGGACAAGAGGGAGAAAGCUGCCUUAGAACUUUUGACUGUGCACCUGGACUUUGCUGUGCUCGUCAUUUUUGGACUAAAAUUUGUAAACCAGUCCUACUGGAGGGACAGGUCUGUUCUAGAAGAAGUCAUAAAGAUACAGCUCAAGCUCCAGAAAUCUUCCAGCGUUGUGACUGUGGUCCUGGAUUAUUAUGUCGAAACCCAGUUACUGCCAAUCGACAACACACACGGUUGAGAGUAUGCCAAAAAGUCUAA